Molecule: messenger RNA, 3280 nt
Organism: Psylliodes chrysocephalus
Lineage: Eukaryota; Metazoa; Arthropoda; Insecta; Coleoptera; Chrysomelidae
Source: the annotation of a GenBank genome assembly
CGUGACGACAGUGGCGACAACGCCAUGUCUUUUUUCUCUAAACUUCGUCCAUUGCAAACCUGAAAACCAAUUAUUAUAUUUUAUGAUAUUUAAUACUAAACCAAGAGAAAACUGUGUUCAGCAGGAGUAUUACAAAGUAAAUAAGCUUCAAUGGAAUCUGAAGACUCCCGAGAUGGUUCCUCUGGGAGUGAGAGUGAAGCUAAGGGAAGAAACAGUCGUUCCAGUAAGAAAUCUGGUGGUUCAUACAAAUCAAGAUCUUCAUCUAGAUCUUCCUCUCAUAGCAGCAGAGAACACUCUGCUUCCUCCCAGAGUUCUGCUGGCAGCAGGCCACCUUCUCCUGAACCAGAUGUGAAAACUACAAAAUCAGCUAAUCCUCCUUCUAUUAAGAGUAGGAGUAGAACACCAGAUUCUCAUUCAAGCUCACCCGAGUUGAAAAAUAAAUCACCAAAGCAAAUUAGAUCUCCACCUUCAAUUAGGUCACCUGCUGACAUUAGGUCGCCUGGUGUGGAAUCCAUCAAAAGCAGAUCUCUUUCUCCUCGACAAGUAUCAGCUAGAGCCAGAUCCAGAUCAUCCAGUAUAUCUUCUUCCUCUUCUGAUGAGGAGCUACCCAAAUCGCUCAAAACCACCAAAAAAACAAAUGAUUCGCCAAUCACGCGUCCUAGGUCUGCAAGUCCACAUGAUUCGCCAAUCAUGCGCCGUAAGUCUCCAAGUCAGCAUAAAUCACCAAUCAUGCGCCAUAGGUCUCGGAGUCCCCGUGAUUCCCCAAUCGCGCGCCGUACGUCUCCGAGUUCACUGAGACAGGUACCAGGUCAGCCUAGAUCACCUUCCUCUCAAAAUUCAUCUCGAAGUAGCUCCUUGGGAUCUCCUGCAAGAUCUCCCAUUAGGACCUUUGAUAAUAAGAAAUCUCCAAAUGAUGACAAUACUUCUGUUAAAAGUGACAGUAGUGAUAGUUCUAGAAAAUCAAAAUCAAGCAGGGAAUCCAGAAAAUCUGCUUAUUCUAGAGGAUCAAGAGGCAUUGGAAGAAAUAGGAGAAAAGAUGAUACUUCUGAUUCAAGUGACAGCAGUGUUGAUUCCUCAAGCAGGAGAAAUAAGAAUAUUGCUAAAACUGUGGAUACUCAACCGGAGGAAAUUUCUGAUGGAGAUAUGGAAUCUGAACAUGAAAAAGAAGAGCCCCGUGCCAAAGAAGAACCUAGUGUAAGACAUGAAAUAAACAUAUCACAUGAAGAUCUAUCAGAUGUUUCAGAUUUAGAAGAUUCAAUUGGGGGGCAAUCUGAUAAUGAAAAUGUGCCAAGUCCCAAACCAGAAGAGAAAGUAAAUGGAAAAGAAAUUAGGGAUAGAUCACCUUCGCCUGAACAAAAAAAGAUCCCAGAAAAACAGUCCAGGCCAGAAGAAGGGGAAGAGCAGUUAGAUUUUGAAGCUGAGGAUGGUGAAUGUGAAGCUGAAGUUACCAAAGAAAACGAAACUGAUGACCCAUCUAAAACAGAAGACUUUGAUAAGACUGAAGAAAAAAGUAGGAAGGAAAAAGAGGAAAAGGAAAAAGAAGAAUUAGAAGAAGGUGAAGUAACAGAUGAAGAUGAUGUCAGACCUGAGGAGACUGAACCUAGACCUGUUUGUAGGUUUUUCUCAAGAGGACAAUGCACAUGGGGAGCUAGUUGCAGAUUUCUACAUCCUGGUGUUACAGAUAAAGGUAACUAUACAAUGUUUGAAAUGAUUCGACCAGUAGUACCUGGUGAGUUCCGAGAUGAACGAUUAUAUGGCAAAGUCGAUCCACCAGUUGUUGAAUCUGCAUGGGAAAGGGGUCUUCGCACGGCUAAAGAAAUGCUUCGAAAGUCGGUAAAACGAAAGGAGCAGGACAUUGAUUUUGAAGAAAAGAAAAUGAAUUUAAGUUUGGCUCAGGAAGAAUUUGACAAAGAAAACGGUUACUAUGGAAGAGUAACUUCGCCAGAACCAAGGUAUGUUCGACAUGUAGAAUACCCAGUCUCAAGACCACCAGAGGAAUAUUAUGGACGUAGGCAAGUUGUUUAUGAACCUGAAUAUGUACCACCUCCCCCUGCUCGUGAACGAAUGCGAUCUUAUCGAGAAUUACCGGCACAUCGUAUGCCUGACUUCUUCAAUAGUAAAUACGAAGAAGAACCUCCACCACAGCAUUCUGGUAGUAGUAAACCAAGAGGGAAUAAACCUAAACGAGAAGUAAUUGUACAACGGGUGGAAAGUGAACGUCAAGCUGGUAGAGGAGAUGAAUGGUCUGAUCCAUGGAUGAGAUCAAAAGAAGCGGGAAGAAGAAAAGACGGUUCAGGAGGAGGAGGAACAGCAGCAGUAGUAGGAGGAGGGGGAGCAGGUGGUGUAGGAAGAAAACGAUCUUACAGUUCUGGAUCGUCCUAUUCUUCAAGCAGUUCUUCUCGAAGUUCAUCAGAUUCAAGCAGAAGUUCGUACAGAUCAAGAUCGCGGUCACUCCGUAGACCCAGGUCCAGAUCCCACAAGGGUAGACCCGUGUCACCAUCAGUCAUUGUGUCUGAAAGGAAAGCAGCUAAUGAGAGGGCUGCAUUAAUGAAUCCACCGGCGCCAAAGAGACGAGCUCCAUCUCCAGGAAUGAUGAGAGUUAGUGCAGCAGCCAAUCCGCCUGCACCUCCUAGAGAAGAUCAAUUUGCAAGAAGUAGAAAGAAGUUAGCUGUUGCUGCAGCCUUGUCUCGAAUUAAAAGACAUCAAUCAUCUCGAUCAUCAUCAGGAAGUUCAGGUUCAAGUUCUAGUGAAUCUGAUUCUUCCGAUUCUAGCAGUUCCACUAGCAGAGAUAACAGUCCACCUGUGAGAAGUCCAGCUGUUGAAUUGGUCAAAGCAAUGGAUGCUCUUAAAGGUAAUGCACUAGAGAAAAAGCAAAUAAAACUGAAUCUAAAAAAUCCGGUAGGUGCAAAGAAACCAGAUUCCUCCGAAUUUAGAAAAGGUGAUUCUGCACAAGUAAAGAAGAGACCUGCCAAUUCACCACCAGCAGGUGAUCCAAAAUCUAAGAAAGCUACCUCAAGGCGAGAAGAGUUAUUGAAGCAACUUAAAGCUGUGGAAGAUGCCAUUGCUAAGAAAAGGUCAAAGGUUAAUUAAACUUUUGCACUUUCCGUCAUUAAUGUGUUAAGAUUUAAGAAGUAAAUGCAGUUAACAAUUUUUUGUAUAUAUAAGCACUAUAAACAUGUUUCACUUAAAUAUUUUUUAGGUUUUUUUUGUAUUGUAACUUUCUUGUAAUUCGUGGAAAGUUUAGUUCAUAUUAAAAAUAAAAUAAAAAGUAUUAUUUUGA